AUGGCUACCGAAGAGGGACAAGUGAUCGGUUGCCACACCGUUGAGCAUUGGAAACAGCAAUUCCAAAAGGCCAAUGAGUCUAAGAAACUGGUGGUGGUGGAUUUCACAGCUUCGUGGUGUGGUCCCUGCCGUGUAAUUUCUCCAAUUCUGGCGGAGUUUGCUAGGAGGUUGCCCAAUGUCAUUUUCCUGAAGGUGGAUGUGGAUGAACUGCCGACUGUUUCUGAGGAGUGGGAGGUUCAGGCUAUGCCAACUUUCAUUUUCCUCAAAGAAGGGAAGAUGGUGGAUAAGGUGGUGGGUGCUAAGAAAGAGGAACUGCAGGGGACCAUAGAGAAGCACCUUACUUCUGUUCUUACUGCUUGA
Molecule: messenger RNA, 360 nt
Organism: Ilex paraguariensis (yerba mate)
Lineage: Eukaryota; Viridiplantae; Streptophyta; Magnoliopsida; Aquifoliales; Aquifoliaceae
Source: the annotation of a GenBank genome assembly